GCCUGAGGAGCACGCAGAGGGCGGCUUCACCCCUCACAGACUCAGCCGGCGCCCGGCCAUGGCGGUUCGCGCCUCCUUCGAGAACAACAACGAGAUCGGCUGCUUCGCCAAACUCGCCAACAACUACUGCCUGGUGGCCAUCGGCGGCUCCGAGAACUUCUACGGGGUCUUUGAAGGGGAGUUGUCAGAGUCUAUACCUGUGGUCCACGCAUCAAUAGCAGGAUGUAGAAUUAUUGGAAGAAUGUGUGUCGGCAAUCGGCACGGGUUACUGGUGCCCAACUCCACCACAGACCAGGAGCUGCAGCACAUCCGGAAUUGCCUCCCAGACUCUGUGGCCAUACAGAGAGUGGAGGAACGGCUUUCCGCACUUGGCAAUGUCAUCGCCUGCAAUGACUACGUGGCUCUGGUUCACCCAGACCUUGACCGAGAAACCGAGGAGAUCUUAGCUGACGUCUUGAAGGUGGAGGUUUUCCGACAGACUGUGGCUGGGCAGGUUCUGGUUGGCAGUUACUGUGCUUUCAGUAACCAGGGAGGUCUGGUCCAUCCGAAGACCACCAUUGCGGACCAGGAUGAGCUGUCCUCGCUGCUGCAAGUUCCUCUUGUGGCAGGUACAGUGAACCGCGGCAGCGAGGUGAUUGCCGGAGGAAUGGUGGUGAACGAUUGGUGUGCUUUCUGCGGCCUCGACACGACCAGCACCGAACUCUCAGUCAUUGAGAGCGUUUUCAAGUUAAACGAGACUCAGCCCAGUGCUAUUACAACCACCAUGAGAGACUCGCUGAUAGAAAGCUUAACAUAAGGACAAGCCUGGGGGGAGGAGGAGAAGGCUUUCCUGUGGAAUCACUGGUGCCUAUUCUUUCUGCUCAAGAAUAUUGGAGCCCAGACGCCAGGCAAGGCUGCUGGCGAUGAAGGAAUCCUGUUCUAAUGUAUUAAUUACUAUAUUAAUUCUCUGCUCAUUCUUCCUCUUUUCAUCUCCACCCCCAACAAAAAAGUCUUCCCUUUUCUCUCCUCACCCCUACUCACCCACCAAACUAAAUAAACCCCAAGGAAAAAUCUUUGAUUUAAAAAAAAGAGGGGAAAAAAUGGUAACUGUCAGAAUAUUGUGGACUCGAAUCAGCCUCGCCUGGUGUGCUGUGGGACUGUUACGGAGUGUGACAGUGACAGAUCCUUGUCAUCUGUCUUCCAGAAUUUCACCCCAGGCCCAACAAGAGAAACCUCUGCUGCCUUGCUGACAGACUGAGGUAAUGGCUGCCGGUGCUUGGCUGUGCUGCUCCUGGGUCAUGGGGAUUUCAUGUCGGCCUGACUGAGGGGAGGGUGAAUCCAAGCCUUGUAUGCUGCUUUCUCACUGGGAGUGAUCACUGCUACACAAUACAUUGUAUAAUGACAGCUCACUCCGCAUUGCGAAGAACCUGUACCAUGCCUGCCUUUCUGCGCAGUGAGUGCAUUGUGGCUGUGCUGUACACAGCAGUAUUGCUCAGUACAGUGUGGGACCCUGUAUUACACUGUGCAUUGAUCCCUAUUAGUGCAUUGCUAAAGUGUUGCUCUGCAUUGUGCAAAUGUGCUCUCAUCUCCUAUGUUGGCCAGCCCUGCUCCUGCUAUAGUGACCUUUAUAAUUGCUGUGUAUGAAUGCCCCGUGUGUCUGAGGUUUGUGACCAGACUUGUGGGCAGUGUGGAAGCCAAGCCCACUGUCUCCAACUGGGAGACAAUAAUCCCACUAACCCCUCAUCACACAGCCACAGCCUCAUGAAUGGGGAGCCACCUCAGUAAGUGAUGGUUUCAGCUUCUGAAAGCUCUGGUGUACAUGUACAGGACUGGCACUGCUGUAUGCGGGUAAUCCACCCCCACUAGCAGUUAAUUAGAGUGUCCCCUUAAUGAGAGCGUUAUUUUAAUCACUCUCCAAGACCUCAUUGCACUCUGAGGUUACGGUGCGUUGAUGCUUAGAUAAAUGGAGAUAUGAAAUACCAUGAUAAUUGUAUCAUCUCUGAGGUUUUUGUCCUGGUAAUAAGGGUUAGGAAAGCUGGGUUGAAGCCUUGGGAUGUGAUCAGGUUUACCAACGAGUUGGAGGCUGCAGUAGGCGGGAAUGAUCUUUUUGCAAUAAUAAACACUUGUUUUCUGUAUGAAA
Callorhinchus milii (elephant shark) is the source of this 2119-nucleotide messenger RNA. RefSeq names its product eukaryotic translation initiation factor 6 (gene eif6). Gene Ontology annotation, cellular component: cytosol; preribosome, large subunit precursor; nucleolus. The transcript is spliced from 6 exons. Gene Ontology annotation, molecular function: ribosomal large subunit binding. The record is from RefSeq and is a predicted model, not a curated record. NCBI's taxonomy places the organism in Eukaryota, Metazoa, Chordata, Chondrichthyes, Chimaeriformes, Callorhinchidae. The coding region runs from base 59 to 796 and encodes 245 amino acids. Gene Ontology annotation, biological process: cytosolic ribosome assembly; maturation of LSU-rRNA; maturation of 5.8S rRNA.